Jaminaea rosea is the source of this 774-nucleotide messenger RNA. RefSeq lists its product as hypothetical. NCBI's taxonomy places the organism in Eukaryota, Fungi, Basidiomycota, Exobasidiomycetes, Microstromatales. The coding region runs from base 195 to 650 and encodes 151 amino acids. The transcript has 2 exons. The record is from RefSeq and is a predicted model, not a curated record.
GAAAGGCUAGAUUGUUGCAAGUCUUCGACCUCGUGUAAGUGAGGGCGAGGCACUGAGGCCGGCGGAAGUGAGGUGAGAGCGGGGAGAGCGAAAACAGACCGAGGGAGCAGCAGCAGCAACGGCGGCGGGCGGGGAAUUGGAUCGUCGGCAGCGGUCCAGUCCACUCCAGUCGAGGCGGGCGAUCGAUUUUGGCGAUGAGAAGGACGGGAGGGAGAUGCACGCGGGCAGGUGCGCUGCGAGGCUGCGUGGCUGCGAGAUCGCCGUGGGCCCUUUGCGGGACGGACGGGACAAGGGACGAGAGAGACGAGGGAGAGGCGAGGACGAAGAUCGUCAAGGAUGACAAAAAGGUGAACAAAAAGGGGGGAAGGGGAAGACGUCGUCUCGCUCACGGCUCCUUGAGAUAUUCUUGUACCCUCAAACAAGCCACCGGCCAAACAACGCUCCAAUGGAAGUGGGAGGUGGAUCUUCGCAGCGUUCGAUUCGACAGGCCUGGGUCGAGUCGGGGAUCAAGCAAGCGUCAGGGUGCGUCCCGCUGCUGCGAUGUACUCGAUCGCAUGGCUGCUUGGCUUGUCGGAACGAAAGAUCGCACUCGUGCCAGCCAGCGGGACGAGGUGGGAGGCGCAAAGGGGAGGGAGAUCAACACUCGAUGAGGAGCGGCGGCAGCAGCAGCCAGCAGCGGGAAGAAGAGCAAUCCACGGGCUACGUACGACUCCAGGAUAGCUCCGAGCUUCCGAGAUCGCUGUAAUGAUCCCGACGUCGUCUUGAAACGUCCCG